AUGAUCAAUAAGAAUUUUUUUUUCGUUUAAUUUUGAAAAUUUUGACAACACAAUGAAAUUUGAAAUGAACAAUGGGAAUAAAAUUCCAAUCAUUGGAGUUGGUACCUAUCUAAUGAAAGAUGAACAUGAAUUGUCCCAAAUUAUUGGCGAAUCAUUACGAAUCGGGUACAGGCUUAUCGAUACCGCCGCUGUUUAUCGUAAUGAAACGAUAAUUGGAAAAAUUAUUUCCAAUAUUUCGUCGUACAAUCUGAAUAGAGAUGAUAUUUUCAUUACGACAAAAUUAAGUCCAGCUGAUCAAGGUCGUGAUAAAUGUAAAAAAGCUAUUAUGGAUUCACUUGAACGUUUGAAAUUAUCCUACAUUGAUCUUGUAUUGAUACAUUUUCCUGGUAGUAGUCGAUCAACACCUAAAAGUCCAAAAAAUCCUGAAAAUCGUCGUGGAAGUUGGCAAGAUCUGGAAGAAUUACAGCAAGCAGGAAUUGUGAAAAAUAUUGGCGUUUCUAAUUACACUAUAAGACAUUUAGAAGAACUUUUCGGUUAUGCUAAAAUCAAACCCGUUGUCAAUCAGAUCGAAGUACAUCCAUUGUUUCAUUCAAAAGAAUUGAUUGAUUUUUGUAAAAAACAUUCCAUCAUAGUGCAAGCUUAUUCAUCACUUGGAGCUCGUGAUGGUUGGCCAAUUUUAUCGACAAAUUUGACGUUGAAAAAAAUGGCCCAAAAAUAUGAGAAAACUGUUGCACAAAUUCUACUCAAAUGGGCUUUACAACAUGAUUUAUGCAUCAUACCGAAAACAUCCAAAGUUGAGAGAUUGAAAUCUAAUUUUCAAAUUUUUGAUUUCGAAUUAUCCAUCGAAGAUAUGGCCCAAAUUAAUGGAUUAAAUGAGAAUCAUAAAUUCUGUUGGGAUCCUGAACCUAUUCUUUGAGUCAUCCACUAUUUGAAUAGUGCCUUUGUUUUGGCAACAUAUGACCAAAACACACACAUGUGUUAUGAAGACGCGAAUUUUAAAUUUGUAUGAAGUUUUUUUUCUGAAAAAAAAAUAAA
Dermatophagoides farinae (American house dust mite) is the source of this 1035-nucleotide messenger RNA. NCBI's taxonomy places the organism in Eukaryota, Metazoa, Arthropoda, Arachnida, Sarcoptiformes, Pyroglyphidae. The record is from RefSeq and is a predicted model, not a curated record.